Coregonus clupeaformis (lake whitefish) is the source of this 2490-nucleotide messenger RNA. Its product is annotated as zinc finger protein 501. The transcript is spliced from 4 exons. Gene Ontology annotation, molecular function: DNA-binding transcription factor activity, RNA polymerase II-specific; RNA polymerase II transcription regulatory region sequence-specific DNA binding. NCBI's taxonomy places the organism in Eukaryota, Metazoa, Chordata, Actinopteri, Salmoniformes, Salmonidae. Gene Ontology annotation, cellular component: nucleus. The record is from RefSeq and is a predicted model, not a curated record. Bases 569 to 1999 code for a protein of 476 amino acids. Gene Ontology annotation, biological process: negative regulation of transcription by RNA polymerase II; regulation of cytokine production; regulation of immune system process.
CACAUUUCAAAUGUCUGUAAUAGAAUAAAUGUGGCAAAAACGAAUGUAGUCAUUAAUAAAUGAAUUUCUGUAGCUUCCAAAGUAUUUUUUACAACGGUGGGAGAGUGUCAAGAUGUCGGCACGGUGGCUUCAACACGGAGACCCCUAAAGUAAUCUAGUGUAUAUAUAGAUCAAUGGGUAACUUGCUCUCCUGUAGAUCUUAAAUAAUUGGAUUGGGAAACUUGCCAGCCAACCAGAAAAGCAAGGCAAGGCAAAGCAAUUCAGGCAUUCUUGAAAGUUAGAAAAACCCUUGUCCUAAAAAUAAACUUAAUUUUUAUAGUUGAAAAAAUGGAUUUUGCAGGCAGUAGGCAUUUACAAUGGAAAUGUGGAGUUUUAUAUAUAGUUACGUGAUGACAUCACGUGCCCAGCGUACCUUCAAACUGAUCCUGCUAUAAUUUAUUAGAAAAACACUUUCCAUCAUAAUUUCUCGUAGUAAAGAAAGUUUUUGCAAAAUAAAAAUCUACCCCUGUCGAACAGAUACAAAUGUUGAUGUUUAGAAAAGUUCUCCUAGAUCUGUCGUUUCCAUUGCAUGUCGCAAUUAUAUUUUUUUGCAACAUUGCUUUUGUCGAAUAAACCUGGGUCAAUGGAAACCUGCCUACUGUCGCCAAAACUAAAUAUUUCACUUCAUUGUGUGUGUGUACGUGCUAUCACACCCACAGAUAAAGCACCGUAUAUGGAUCCCCACAUCAGUGUUAAAGACGAACCCACUAGUGAUGAUGAAGUUACACACAGCUGGUGCCACCCUGUCCAGCCCUCACAAAUGGACUACAGUCGUCAAGGUGCUGUUGACAAGUCUGAGUUGGAACCAGAUGACCUUCCAGGCCUCAGUGAGGCAAGAGAACCAACAUUCAAUGUGAUUGUCAAAGAGGAGGAGGAAGAGGAGGAGGAGGAGGAGGAUGACAUGGUUGACCGAGGUUCAGACUCAGACUACACACCAAGUCCCACUGUGGUAGUGAAGGUGGGAGAACUCAAACCACCAACGAAUAAGAACAAGAACACAGUAAAGAAACUUCACCAGUGCCCCGACUGUGGCAAAACCUUUGAGAGGCUGUCGCGUCUGAAGAGGCACGAGCCGUCACACUUGAGGAAGAGCAAGCACCCGUGCCCUGACUGCCACCAGUCUUUUCGUAGCCUCUCAGACCUGAAGAAACACAGGGCAACACACAAGAGCACCGAGAAGCUGACUCACCAGUGUCCACAAUGUGGCAAGACGUUUGAGAAGCUAUCGCGCCUCAGAAGGCACCAGCCCGUACACCAGAGGAGAAAGAGGAUGGACCACCCGUGUCCUAAAUGUGGCAAGACCUUCAAGAAGUUAUCCGGCCUGGUUCGGCACGAGCGAGGACACACCGGAGAGAAACCGUUCCCCUGCUCCCAGUGCGGGAAGAGCUUUGCAGACGACCGUCACCGGAAAGUCCACGAGCUGGCGCACCAAGGGAAGUUGGAGAGACCCCACCGUUGCGCUGACUGCGGGAUCUGCUUCCCCAAACCGUCCGAGCUUCGACGGCACCAACGCGCGCACACGGGAGAGAAACCGCACUGCUGCCCCGACUGCGGGAAGACCUAUUCCCGGUCAGAGACUCUCAAGAGGCACCUUCUCAUCCACACUGGAGAGAGACCUCACCUCUGCACGGAUUGUGGGAAAAGCUUCAUCGACUCGCAGCAGUUGAAAUCCCACCAGCGGAUUCACACAGGAGAGAAACCAUUCCACUGCCCCGUGUGCGGGAAGGGUUUCUCACAGAGGGGUAACAUGAGGGCACACCAUCGGACUCACACGGGGGAGAAACUUCACCACUGUGCCGACUGCGGGGCCAGUCUCUCCACAUCUUCUAGUUUAAAAGAGCAUCAGCUCAUUCACACAGGAGAGAGGCCCUUCCAGUGUCUGGUCUGUGGCAAACGCUUUCUGCACAUCUGGAGACUCAGAAAACACCAGAAGACACACUGGACACACACACCGGACUAAUACACACUGGACACACACACCGGACUAAUACACACUGGACACACACACCGGACUAAUACACACUGGACACACACACAUAAGGAAAAAGUCUCUGUAUGCUUUGAAAAGAGCAGCAACUGUAGUGUUAUACUACUACUAAUAUUAAUACUACUACUACUACUAAUAUUAAUACUACUACUACUAUUUUAAUAAUAUUAAUACUACUACUAGGAUUGUUGGUUCAAUUCCUGGGACCACCCCAUACGUAAAUGUGUGCAUGCAUGACUGUAAGUUGCUUUGGAUAAAAGCGUCUGCUAAAUGGCAUUUUAUUAUUAUUAUUAUUAUUAUUAUUAUUAUUAUAUUACUAAUCUCAGCAAUCUAGAACCAACACAGUCAUUUAAUUCACUUGUAUAGUUUAUAGUAAGGAUCUGCUUGUGAGUAUUCAGAGGGGUAUACUACGAAGCAGGAUCAAUGAAUUAGCCAGCUAACUUUUAUAAUAUAAUAAUAAUAUG